UCCUUUGCGGCCCGCGAGACCUUGUGGAAGAGAGAGCACCCAGACAACCCUAGUCCGCGUCAAAUUGGCUCCUGGGUCCGUCCGCCGCAUGUCUUGAGCCAGAGCCUCCAGCAGAGGGCGCGUGGGCGAUGAGCGGCCGAGGCCCGCGAGCUGCCGCUCUAGCCUGACAUGGUUCAUAGAGUCGCACGGCUUCCGCCCCGCUGCGGGGAAGGAGCCGGAACUCCGGCGGGCUCAGGGCGUCGAGAUGGAGGAAGGCGAGUACGAGUCGGUUCUCUGUGUCAAGCCAGAGGUCCACGUCUACCGCAUCCCGCCGCGGGCCACCAACCGUGGUUACAGGGCUGCGGAAUGGCAGCUGGACCAGCCAUCAUGGAGUGGCCGGCUGCGGAUCACUGCGAAAGGGCAGGUGGCCUACAUCAAGCUGGAGGACAGGACCUCAGGGGAGCUCUUUGCUCAGGCCCCAGUGGAUCAGUUUCCAGGCACAGCUGUGGAGAGCGUGAUGGAUUCCAGCAGGUACUUCGUCGUCCGCAUCGAAGAUGGAAACGGGCGACGGGCGUUUAUUGGAAUUGGCUUCGGGGACCGAGGUGACGCCUUUGACUUCAAUGUUGCCUUGCAGGACCAUUUCAAGUGGGUGAAACAGCAGUGUGAAUUUGCAAAACAAGCCGAGAACCCAGAUCAAGGUCCCAAAUUGGACCUAAGUUUCAAGGAGGGCCAGACCAUCAAGCUCAACAUUGCAAACAUGAAGAAGAAGGAAGGAGCAGCUGGGACGCCCCGAGCCCGGCCCGGCAGUGCAGGAGGGCUGAGCCUGCUCCCCCCUCCCCCAGGGGGGAGGACCUCCACCCUGAUCCCUCCCGCUGGGGAGCAGUUGUCUGUGGCCGCAUCCAUCGUCCAGCCAGCAGUUGCUCCCAGUUCAGGAGGUGCCACUGUGUCCUGGCCGCAGCCCAAGCCUGCCGCUGCUGCCACCGCCGACAUCUGGGGAGACUUUACCAAAUCCACAGGGUCAACCUCCAGCCAGACUCAGCCAGGCACAGGCUGGGUCCAGUUCUGACCUGAGCGCAACUCUUUUUCCUCAUACAACUUCUGGAAAGGAGCUGCCUCAUCUGGGCGGAAGGAAGGAGGAUGAAGCACUCCCUGGCCAGCCUCUGUCUGGAGCACGUCUCUCUCCUCUCCUCUUCCUUGCCUGAACUCUCCUGACGGACUGGGCAUGUUAGGCAGUAAAUUGGCACCAUGUCACACUGUUUCCUGGGAUUCGAGUGUGCGGCCAGAGCACAGGAGAAGAGUUCCAGGAUCCCUACCCCUGUCUGUCCUCCUGACAUGAGAGAGACGCUGAGACUUCUUCCAUCGCAAAGACUCGUAUUAAACACAAGCCC
Kogia breviceps (pygmy sperm whale) is the source of this 1367-nucleotide messenger RNA. RefSeq names its product NECAP endocytosis associated 2 (gene NECAP2). Lineage: Eukaryota; Metazoa; Chordata; Mammalia; Artiodactyla; Physeteridae. Gene Ontology annotation, cellular component: clathrin vesicle coat; membrane. The record is from RefSeq and is a predicted model, not a curated record. Gene Ontology annotation, biological process: endocytosis.